This is a messenger RNA of Momordica charantia (bitter melon), 3310 nucleotides long. RefSeq names its product potassium transporter 11. The record is from RefSeq and is a predicted model, not a curated record. NCBI's taxonomy places the organism in Eukaryota, Viridiplantae, Streptophyta, Magnoliopsida, Cucurbitales, Cucurbitaceae. Gene Ontology annotation, cellular component: membrane. Gene Ontology annotation, molecular function: potassium ion transmembrane transporter activity. Gene Ontology annotation, biological process: potassium ion transmembrane transport.
UUUCUUCAGUUCGCUGUUUUUGAACUUGUGAACUUUGGAGUGAGUGAGUUUUCGUCGCGUUGGGAAUAUAAUAUUUCGUAUGCCGAUUUGAGCGAGAUUUGCGCAUAACCGUAAGCAAUAAUGCAAUAUACGUAAUGCUUUAUGAUAUAUAAUGAUGACCAGAGAAAUAAAAAAUUGUAUUGAUGGCCUCAAUUAGUAUUCAGUGUUUUCGUACUGUUUAGACAGCACUGUCAAAGACUUUUAUUUUGUCACCCACUUCCGCAGCUUCCUACGGACAUUAUUAAUUUUCAAUAUAAAUAAAUAGCCAUGUCUGAGUUAAUCAAAUACCAGAUCGCGGAGGGUUCCUUUACUUGUUAAAUGUUUUACUGUAGAUUUGAUUGGCGUGGUUAAGUCGAAUUCACCUCAGCUUCGUCCUGGUUGAUGAACAAGUCUAUCCUUCCGAAUUUCUUUUCCUUUUGGCCGUUUCCUGAUUUCUGACGUGGAUUUUUUCUGUUCGCCUGGAAUCGGAGUUCUGGGAUUUCCGAGAUUUCUGCUAAUAAUUUGAUCUGUUGCUUCGUUGUCGUUACCCUGUUGGGAUUCGGGUUCUUCCAGGUCUAGAUUCUUUUGCGUUUUCAUAGCUGAAACUUGUCGGUGGGAUUCAGCUUUCUUUUCUACUCAGGGAUUGAAAACGCAAAUCAAUCGUGAAUUUAGUCUGCUGUUCAACAGAGGAACCGACAUAUAGUCACGGUGCUCUCUCGUUACAUUUCUCUUCCACAGCAUUUUGGAAAUUUCGUUGAUCUAUUGUGAAAGACGAUAUCAAUAGGUUUAAUAAGCUCAGGAAAGAAAGGUCUUAUUUUUAAAAAAUGGCGUCAAGAUUCACGCCUGGUGAGGAUACUGAUGAUAAAGAUAGUAUCUGGGUUUUGGAUCAGGAACUCGACCAGCCAAUGGAUGAGGAGGCUAAGCGGCUAAAAAAUACGUUUCAGGAAAAGGAUCAAUCUAUAUUUUUAAUCCUACAACUUGCAUUCCAAAGCCUUGGAAUAGUCUACGGAGAUUUAGGUACUUCCCCUUUGUAUGUCUUCUACAACACAUUCCCUGACGGAGUUGAAGAUACAGAGGACUUGAUAGGGGCAUUGUCAUUGAUUAUAUACUCUCUAACCCUCAUUCCCCUUAUAAAGUAUGUAUUCAUUGUCUGCAAGGCAAAUGACAAUGGUCAAGGUGGAACAUUUGCUUUAUAUUCAUUACUAUGCCGUCAUGCAAAAAUAUUAACUAUUCCUAACCAUGAUCAUACUGAUGAGAAGCUUACAACUUAUAGUCGUUCUACGUACCGCGAACAAUCAUUUGCUGCAAAGACUAAGAGAUGGCUAGAAGGACAUCAUUUUAAGAAAAACAUGCUUAUUGUUCUCGUUCUUGUUGGCUCUUGUAUGGUGAUUGGGGAUGGAAUUUUAACACCUGCUAUCUCAGUUCUUUCUGCUGUUGGGGGGAUCAACGUUGGUCGUGCAAAGAUAAGUAACGAUGUAGCUGUUCUUGUUGCUAUUGCCAUACUUAUUGUCUUGUUUAGCAUGCAACGUUAUGGUUCGGAUAAAGUUGGUUGGCUUUUUGCCCCAGUAGUUUUUGUGUGGUUCAUCUUAAUAGGAGGCAUCGGAAUAUUUAACAUCUGGAAAUAUGAUAACAGUGUCCUCAGAGCUUUCUCUCCUGUAUAUAUAUAUUGGUAUUUCAAAAGGGGAGGGAAAGCUGGAUGGACAUCCCUUGGAGGGAUCAUGCUUAGCAUAACAGGAACGGAAGCACUUUUUGCAGACCUAUCCCAUUUUCCUGUUUCCUCCAUACAAAUUGCUUUCACAGUAGUUGUAUUUCCUUGCCUUCUUUUAGCCUACUCUGGACAAGCUGCCUAUCUUAUGAAAAACCCAGAUUACGUUGUCGGUGCCUUCUAUCAUUCAAUUCCAGACAAUAUAUAUUGGCCAGUAUUUGUUGUUGCAACUGCCGCGGCUGUUGUUGCAAGCCAAGCCACCAUAUCUGCAACCUUUUCAUUAGUCAAGCAAGCGCUUGCACUCGGUUGCUUUCCAAGAGUUAAAGUUGUUCAUACUUCUAAGAAGUUCCGCAAUCAGAUAUACAUUCCUGAUAUUAAUUGGAUCCUGAUGGUCCUUUGCAUUGCCGUGACAGCUGGAUUCAAAAAUCAAAGCCAAAUUGGAAACGCUUCUGGGACAGCAGUGAUAAUAGUGAUGUUGGUGACCACAUUUCUCAUGACUUUGAUAAUGAUAUUAGUGUGGCGCUGCCACUGGACUCUAGUCCUGCUCUUCACUUGCUUAUCACUGAUAGUGGAGGGUACCUACUUCUCCUCAGUUGUCCAGAAGGUUUAUCAAGGUGGAUGGGUUCCAUUGGUCAUAGCAGCAGCAUUUUUCAUCAUCAUGUACGUUUGGCAUUAUGGUACAGCUAAACGUUAUGAGAUUGAGAUGCACAGUAAGGUUUCAAUGGCAUGGAUUCUUGGCCUUGGCCCAAGUUUAGGGCUUGUAAGGGUGCCUGGGAUAGGGCUUGUGUACACAGAACUAGCAAGUGGAGUCCCCCAUAUCUUUUCUCACUUCAUCACAAACUUGCCUGCCAUUCAUUCUGUUGUGGUUUUUGUCUGCUUGAAGUGUCUGCCUGUCUGCACAGUCCCGGAAGAGGAGAGAUUUCUGGUAAAGCGUAUUGGACCGAGGAAUUUCCGCAUGUUUCGCUGUGUAGCUAGAUAUGGUUACAAAGACCUCCACAAGAGAGAUGAUGAUUUUGAGAAGAAACUAUUUGAUAGCCUCUUCUUGUUUGUUCGACUCGAGUCCCUACUGGAUGCUGGGUCUUCGGAAUCGGAUGUGUCUAGCUUACUCGAUCAGCAAACUGAAGCAACUAUAGAUUUCCAGCCGGAAAAGCCUAAUUCAAAUAGAUCCUCCGUGGAAUUGACAGACCUUCCAACGGCAGACUCGAUCCAGCUUGCCAAUUCUCCAUUGCAGCAGAACCAUACCAUCAUAUCACCCAGUCAAGAAAACAUUCAGACUGAGACGGAUGAGUUAGAAUUCUUGGUUAGCUGUAAAAACGUUGGAGUUGUACACAUUCUUGGAAAUACAGUAAUGAGAGCUAGGAGGGACUCCAGUUUCUACAAAAAGGUAGCCAUUGAUUAUAUAUAUGCAUUUCUUAGGAAGAUCUGCAGGGAGAACAGCGUAAUGUUCAAUGUUCCCCAUGAGAGUUUGCUUAAUGUUGGGCAAACAUUCUAUAUAUAACUGUUUAGCAUCUGUAAGAAAUGUUGAUCUAAUUGAUUCCUUGCACUCUUAAAGUUAAAGAGUUUAUCCAUCAAGAUUACUUCAAGGCA